AUGCUGAAGUUCAGAAGGUAUUUGAUCACGAAGCUGAGUGCAAUCUACAGGUGCCAGCCAGGUCGGCUCUGGAUCUCCUUCAGCCUCCUCAUCCUCCUCCUGGUCACACUUCAGGUUGUGGAGAAGCUGCAGCCUCCUGGGAGCUGCCAGUGUGAGCUGGAGAGGGGCCUGCAGCAGACCCUGGGCCAUGGGCUCAGCCCUGCCCUGCUGUGGGACAAUGACUCCCCCCAGGGGCACAGGGAAGCUGAGCCAGCCCCUGCUUCCACUGAGGAUGUUCUCAGGAUGGAUCUGUACUUCAGGCAGGAGACCCCUGGGGAAAGCAGCCCAGAGGAGCUCUGGGUGCAGCAGCCUGAGGAGAGCAGAGAGAAGGUGAAAGCCCAUCUGUCACCCAGGGAGCUGAGACCCCAGCUCCUUGGCCUGGAAAAAGCAGCCAGAGAAAGUCCUGCUCCAAUUCUCCUUCCUUUGGCAGAAGCUGUCACCAGCAAGUUCAUCUUGGCAAACAGGCCGAGCACAGAGGAGCAGAGGGGAAUGUCCCCAGCUGGAAUGGUGCAGCUGGAGGGACAGAGCCAGACUCAGCCUCUAGCUGUGAGCUCUCCCCAGCCUGAGUGGGGCAGCUCUCUCACACAGCCCCUCCCAAACUCAGCUCAACCGCUGCAGGCAGAGGAUUCUCAUAACCUGCAGACAGGACUUUUCCCAAACUGGACAGAAGCCUUUCGAAUCAAAGAGGUAACAUCUGGAGAAGGUCAGCAAGCCAGAGGGGUCACCUCUCAAGGCAAGGUGUGCAAGCCCAAGACUGACAUCGUUUUCCUGAAAGUCCACAAGAGCGCCAGCAGCACCGUCAUGAACAUCCUGUUCCGCUUUGGCGAGACUCACAACCUCACCUUUGCCUUCCCCCAGGGCGGGGGCUUCCAGCUCUCCUACCCCUACCACUUCCUGGCCAGGUUCGUGCAGGGAUUCUCCCCGCACAGCCCCCGGCGCUUCAACAUCCUCUGCCACCACAUGCGCUUCCUGCAGCCGGAGGUGCAGAAAGUGGUGCCCAGCUCCGCCGUGUACUUCUCCAUCCUGAGGAACCCGGUGCAGCUGAUGGAGUCCUCCUUCGUGUACUACAAGGGAGCGUCAGCCUUCUCUCGUGUGCGCAGCCUGGAGGAGUUCCUGCGCCAGCCCCAGCGCUACUACGACCCCUCCCGCGGCGACCGCCACUACGCCAGGAACCUCAUGACCUUCGAUUUCGGCUUCAACCCCGACGGAGAUGUGUCCCCCGAGCGGGUGCAGCUCAUGCUGAGAGCCAUCGAGGCGUCCUUCGACUUUCUGCUCAUCUCCGAGUACUUCGACGAGUCCAUGGUGCUGCUGAAGGAGAUGCUGUGCUGGGACCUGGACAGCGUCGUGUCCUUCCCUCUCAACUCGCGGGACAGCAGCACCAAAUCCUCGCUGCCGGCGCACUCCGUGGAGCGGCUGAAGGCGUGGAACAGGCUGGACUGGGAGAUCUACACGCACUUCAACCGGAGUUUUUGGGAGCGCAUCGAGCGCCACAUCGGCGCGGCGCGGCUGCGGCGGGAGCUGCGGGCGCUGCGGGCGCGGCGGGCGCAGCUGGCGGGGAUCUGCCUGCAGGGCACGGGCAGCGUGGCCCCCAAGGACAUCAAGGACUCGUCCCUGCGGCCGCUGCAGCACGGCGGGGCCCGGAUCCUGGGCUACAACCUCAAGCAGGGCUUGGAUGGCGAGCUGGAGCGGACGUGCCGGCGGCUGGUGACGCCGGAGCUGCAGUACAGCAGCCUGCUCUACAAGAAGCAGUUCCCCCCGCAGCCCCCCGAGACCCCCCGGUGAUCCACCAAAAUACUCAACUGUGACGGACAAAAGACUCUCUAGCAUUUAAAGUUGGGAAGUGUGUGUUUAUUCGUUAGAGGUAAUCCUCUAACACGCGCUGCAAAAUCACAGGCGGUCACAGAGUCUAUUUAUUGGAUUCAACGAAUUUUUAAAGGAUUUAAAAUUAAAGGAUUCAAACAAGUACAUAUUCAUAAUAACAGCCCCUCCCACCCCCCGCUUCCUAUGGUAAUUAGCUGGAAUAGCUAUUAAGCAUUGAUUGACUUCUUAAAUUAAGUCUGGGGUCGUUUAUGUGGGGAGGGGUCUUAAAAGGAGGAAGUAAGGUGACUCUUCCUCACCCUAAACUCUCGACCUUUUCUAUCAAUGACAAUACAAAUGAUUUCUGGGGAUAGCCCAAUUUUCCAAAGAAUGGGUUUCUGGGUGCAUUGUCUAUGUUCCUUUGGGUCUGCUCACUAGUUUCAUCUUUUCCCAUUGUAAGCACAGCUGAGCAAACAUAAAAUGACAGA
Molecule: messenger RNA, 2324 nt
Organism: Oenanthe melanoleuca
Lineage: Eukaryota; Metazoa; Chordata; Aves; Passeriformes; Muscicapidae
Product: galactose-3-O-sulfotransferase 2-like
Exons: 4
Coding region: 1-1821 (606 amino acids)
Biological process (GO): glycolipid biosynthetic process
Cellular component (GO): membrane
Molecular function (GO): galactosylceramide sulfotransferase activity
Source: RefSeq, a predicted model, not a curated record